ACAAAUCGCUUUGACCUACACUUGGAAAAUAAACGGUAUCAUUCACACUGCACGGCUCAAAAGUGUAGCGCAAUGACUCGCGUGGCUGCGACCUCUCUCCUGACUCAUAAUUAAUGGUGAAAACCAAAUGGAGAGGUGAGGGAAAAUCCCGCCCCGUUGGCUGGGAGGGGUGAGACCGGGACAGUCAAAGCUGGAAGCUGGAGAGUCAAAGUGAGAGGACGCUGGAAAGUUAGGACAGAACCUACUGUGGAUAUUAAGGAGGUCAACUUUACUGCUAUUUUUAAGCGGACAAGGACAUGAAACUUUAAUUUUACAUCGAGUAUAUCACCUUUUUGGAACGCACCAAUUCUGGAUCUUUACGCACGAGAGGAAAAAAUAAAUAAAACAACAACUUCGACAUUUUUGUAAAUCUGCUCAUUGCAGGGAUGUUCAAGCGAGCCCCGUCAUUCUGACAGGCUCCUCAAAGGAUGUGACUCUGCCAACUUGAGCACCCUUACCUCUGUGUCCAGUGCUGUGCCGCCCUCUGCUGUGUGACCGAGGAAGGUCAAGAAGGGCCAGGCAGUAUGAGUAAUCAAAUUGAGCAGGGGAUGAAUCCUGUCAUCAUCAUCCACUACAACCACUCGGGAAAGUGGGAACGACCUCGCGUCAGCGGGGCCUGUAAAAUGGUGCUGCUGCUCCUCAUCUGCGUGCUGAUUGUUCUGGAGAACAUUACAGUUCUCCUCGCCAUCUGGAGGAAUAAGCGCUUUCAUAGCCGUAUGUACUUUCUCAUUGGAAACCUAGCGUUGUCAGACCUGCUGGCUGGGGUGGCUUAUAUGGUUAACAUCUUUACCUCGGGACGUAAAACCUUCUUCUUGACGCCACUGCAGUGGCUGGCCAGAGAAGGGAGCAUGUUUGUAGCCCUCAGCGCUUCCACCUUCAGCCUUCUGGCUAUUGGGAUCGAGAGGCACAUGACAAUGGUGCGUCUGCGCCCCUGCGAGACAGCAGGUCGAGGUCGGCUUCUAGCACUGCUGGUAGCCUGCUGGCUUGUGUCGGUACUGCUGAGUGCUCUGCCCAGCCUGGGCUGGAACUGCCUAAACAAUCUGCCUUCCUGCUCCACAGUGCUGCCACUCUAUGCUAAGAGUUAUAUUGCUUUCUGCAUCAGUGUGUUCAGUGCCCUGUUGGUGGCCAUCAUUAUACUCUACAUCAGGAUCUACCGUCUGGUGACCUCCAGUAGCCGCAGGGUGAGCAGCCGGCCUUCAGAGCGAUCAUUGGCCUUGCUUCGUACAGUGGUUAUUGUGCUUGGGGUUUUUGUCAUGUGCUGGGCUCCCUUGUUUCUCCUGCUCCUCCUGGAUGUUGGUUGCAGUCCAGAUAAGUGCCCUGUUCUCUACCAGGUGGACUGGUUCAUUGCCCUUGCUGUACUCAACUCUGCCCUUAACCCCCUCAUAUAUACUCUGUCCAGCAGAGAAAUGAGAAGCGCAUUUUUCCGGUUGCUGUGCUGUUGUCAGACCAGCAUGGAGCACACCGGGACUCCUGCAGUGGGCAACCCCAACCUAGGGACAAUCAUCCCCACAGGAGAAAACAGCAAGACAAGUUUGGGUGGAGGAGGGGGCAGCGGGGAUGGGAAGUCUACGAUGAACAGAGGAAAGGUUCCCACACCUGUGAACUCAGACAACAAGCACGGAGAUCCCUCCGCCACUGCCGUGCCCCAUCCUUCAGGGCCAGCAGACCUGCUUUCAGCUGUACUUGUCAAGGCGGGAGCGCUGCCAGCCCUCAACAAGUUUUAAAUGGAAAAGCCUAAAUGAGGCAUUACAGUUACACAGAAACAGACUGGUCUGAUAUAAUCCUGCUACCAGCCACUUUUUGUUUGUACAAUAUCGUUUGGGUAGCAUGAGUUAGAUGAAGUAUUGAUAAAAUAAUUCAGACAUUCAUUUGGAACCAAAUACAUCUGAUUCUGAAUCAUAGUACAAAGAAAAUCUUUUAAAGCCACUAUUUACAGGAACUCAGAUGUCUUUUCCAACACUAGACUCACUCGAAUACAGCGUCGGAGAGUUUCGACACUGAAUUCAUAUUGUGACUGGGGAUGCCGUAAAGUAUGAUUUACUCUGUUAGUGUUUUGUCUGUCAUUGAGUUUAGUUUUUUUUAUCCUGUCAUUUUAAGCAAAAAUGAUCAAAUUCUUGCACUUUUUUUUUUUUUUGCAUGUACUAUACGCAGGAAAUCUUCAAACACCUGCAUUUUUCAUUACUUGACUUGAUAGACUAUUUAUUUUCUGUGAAAACGUUUGCCACCUUAAUACUACACAGCUGUUUUUUGCUUUUUUGUUUUUUUUGCUUUGUGUGCAUGAAACCCAUCAUGGUACUAGGACUUUACUGUUCACUUUAUUAUUGAUUAUUUGCAAUGCACUGUGAGAGAAACCUAUUCUAUAAGUUUAGUGCCAGACUAGCAGCCUCAUCAGGCUGUGAUGUGCAUAAACAAACCAAAAACAACAACAACAACAACAACAACAAGGUUGGAGGAAAAAUGACACUGCUAGUAGUUGAUUCUUACCACUAGUGGGCAACAUAGUAAAGUGUGCCCUGAUGGUAGUGCUGCAGGAGGUGGUGUUAAUUUGUGGGAUUCAACUCGUGGACGUUUCAGGCUCAGCUGUUCAUUACUAUUCUUGGUUUAUCUUUUCAUCAGUCUAAUCUAGUCAACAGAAGCUACACUGUGAGCUAAAUCGGCCUGGCUAAUAGCGACAAUCAUGAAAAUUUUAGGGUCUCAUCAGCACGUCUAGAAACCACUUGCCCAUCAACUAACCACUAGUAAAUACGAGUGUUGGAUGUGAAAAAGUUGUAGACUGUAAAUUACAUUUAUGCUGAGGGUGAUGUAUUGCCUGAUUCGUUACAUAGCAAAUAAAAUUCUAUUCCCUUUUAUCCGAUUUUCAUGUGUCAUUUUGUUUUAUGGAAUCAGGGGCUCGUUCCGAAUCCCCUUCCUCUCAUCCAGGCUGUCACUGUGAUCGCCAGCUGCAUAAAUUUGCUAAAGAAUAGUCAUAAAACCCGAUGAUAAUAACCUUUUGCCAAAUGAAUGGCAGAUUCUACUACUAUCAAUCCUUCAUAAGAUCCUUAUUGAAGCCUAAGCCGUGAAUUCCACACAUUUAUUAAUGUGCGGUAUAAUUUGCCGUUGGUUUAUUAAUUGCUUUUCACAGAGGAGAGGAGAAAUGUCAUCAGAUUUAACCUGCUGCACUCAUUUAAUACCCUAAUGGGAGCACAUUCCUGCUAUCUUACACGCCUACACAUGCAGACAUGGUUCAGACGCUGAUGAAUAAUGCAAAAAAAUUCUUCAUCCUUAUUAUGAGUAGAUCUUUCCAGUCAGUGAGGUCACUUACCGAUAAAAGCCGUACUACUUACGGCUACUGUGGAAAAACAGUCCAGGUGUUGUAUGAAUUCUGGGGAAAUCAUUUAGGGGGUUUCUUUGACAAAAAGAGUGAUACCUGUGUAAAUGAUUUGAUUGGCAGAGUAUAACGGAUUAUAAUCAGAUGUGUAAGCAGCACAAGGUGUAAAAUGUAUUUUCUAGACGUUGAUAACUAAAGACAAGGGAAGAAUUUGUUUGUUUUUGUCCUAAAAUACUGCUGCACUAAACGGUACUUUUACACUGAGCUGACAAAUGAGCAGAGUUUGAUCUUUUUACUGCACUGCGAGACCAGACAGGUGCUGUCAGAGUGGCAUUUUAUACUUGCCUCAGCUAAAGGAUGUGUCUCGGCUCUGCACUUCCAGUUCUGAUGAAGAGAGACAGCGAGGACGCAAUACCGGCCGAACAUUUCCAGCUUAAAGGUCACUGACUGCUUCCUGUCAGAAAUGUCUGAACACGUUCUUUUCUGAAUUAGCUGGGGAUGAUCGUGGCCUUAUGCCACGUGGAACACUGGAAAAUGUCCAAACGUUGAGCUGUGUAGUGUGAUUUAUAGACAGUCUAUCCUGUGUUUCCUGAAGCAGUUUACCCAAUCUUCGCUUCAUCCUCACCAUUGCUUUAUUAAAUCACAUCCUUAUUUUAGUUCUGUUAAAUCUUUCUUUUUUUGGUUUGAAAAUAGGUUUGCAAAGAAAAGAAGAUAAAUAAAAAUCCAUAAAAAUAAGCAACAUACAGAAUAAUAGAAAAUUUCACUCUCAGAAAUUUCACCAAGGGGAUCCAGCGAUAUUUAAAACACGUUAAAUUAAAGCUAUUCCAAAAAGGAUGAUUAUUCUUCAUCUCCCCCUUAAUAUAAAGUUUGGAGUUUGAGAUAAAUCUUUUAAUGUCAUGGCAAAAAAAAAGAAAACUAAAUAUUGUGGCACUAUUAUGUACAAAUACCCUAAUGCGACAGCAAGAUGGACUGCUACUCCAAAAUACAGACAAUACAAUGAAAAACAAGGAAUAAAUAAAUAACUUGGAAAAAAAUCAUAGGCAGAAUUGUCAAAAAUAGAAGCAACACAAUCACGGUGGUCAAGAUUACAACAAUGUGGGAUUUUUACAGGGACCAAAAUAUUUAACAGCUCACAAAAGGCAACAAAGCGAAGAUCAGCUGCAAACUGUGCAGAUCAGCUGAUCUCAGUGUCACCAAGCACCAGGUGAUGGCUCAGCUGAAGCUGUUUGAGACAUUCCACUUGGCAAAUCUCAGCGAAACAGUCCAUGCAGACUUAACCUGCCCAGAGCUGUGGUAGCUUUGCAAGCCACUUUGCAACCCACCUGUAUUCCACCCCUUUUACUGCUCAGUUCUAUGCUGGGAUUUUGCUAGUGAUCUCACUCCUGCAGCUGCCUCCAGAGUGGGGAGGUGAGCUCCUUAUGUUUUUCAUUAUGCUUUAUGAAAAAGGGUGGGGAGGUCCCAGAACAGAGCUACACUGACAUUUACAAAUUACUACAAAUGUAACCUAAGAUUUUCUUUUAACUGUAGUGGUGUUGGCUGAAAUGUUAUUUAAGGAAGUGUGUAGUAUGUACUGUGAGCAGUUAAGAAAGUACAGUGAAUUACAGUUUCCAGCUGAUUUUAGAAGCCCUUUUUUCAUUCUGACCUUGUAUUUGGAUCAACGUAUUAGAAGCAAGUCAUGAAAAGAUGUCAGUCUGUCUUGAAAUGACAGCCAGUUCUUGGUUGACCCAAGUGCAUUUUCUUGAAAUAACCUGCUUUAUUUACAGUGUUGGAGAUGUGCUGGCAAACUUAUAAUAAUAUAAACCUAUAAUAACUUACAUUAUAUGUCAGCUGUGGUUUCCUAACAUCACUUACUGCCACUGAUAAGGAUUUUUGUACAAAACCUUCUUAACAAACACAGAAGCAGACAUCAGUCAUUAUUUUUCAAGAGAGAAAAAGCCAUUCUAUAAAGGUGGAAAUGAAAGACAUAAUGUUGCACAUGUCGGCAUCAUUUUCUAAUCCACAAGCCUUCUUUCUUUGCCCCACAUCUAUGCCCAGAUAAAGAAAAUGACUUUAGCCCAGGGGCCUUAAUUCGGGGACUGUGAAGACAUAAAGUAGAAAAGUGAAUAAAUGGUUUUUUUUAUAAUAAUCCUGUUCUUCAAAUCCAAGCUAUAACAGAUUCAAUUUCUCCUGUACCUGAAGCAAACACCAUAAAUGGUCUGUGUGCUAACUAGGUCAAUCACCUUAAUAAAUCAUGUUAACUAAAUAGCCAUGACUAGUGUUCUUUAAGGAUUUAGACAUGGUGGAUUUGUGUUAUUCUCCGUGCACAAUGCUUAUUUGCAUAUGACUAAUGUGAACACAACGGAGGACAAGAGAAUCACACCCCCUCCCAUCAUCACAAUCCUGGCUUUAUACUGCUGUGUGCUGAGGAAGUGUGCAUGCGUGUGUGUGCAUUUGCACACAUCCCGUUUUUGUGCACAGACGUGUGCACGCCGCGUGUUUCAGAGAAAGAACAAAGACUCCAUCUGGUCCAGUCACUGAAUGUGCCAGUAUGAAGCACUUCUGUCAUUCUCAAGUCCCUUUUUGAUGUAGCUUGGAGGUGGAGUGGAGCCAGGCCGAGAGCUGCGAGGGGUCCCAUUUGAGGCGGCCACUCACGCUGGGAGCCCCCGAGUUGAAGCCAUUCCCUACUCUGCAGCCGAGUUGUACCACUCUCACCAGAGGAGGGAAUCAUUCAUCUGGUGUGUGAUGAUUCUCCUCCCCUACCUUCACCUCCAUUGCUCCCCAAUUCAAUACAGUGUAAUUACACGUGGAACAAAGAGAGCAAAGACUCAAGCAGACUUUGGUGAUAAGCCCCCCAGGAUCACGGGGCUUUAUCUAGGGAGCAGGUGGGAUGAGGCCGAGGGAGCCGAGGCAAAGGUCACUUUGCAGGAGGAUAUCUGGAGGAGCUUGCUGAGAUUUGGAUUGGUGGACACUCCUCCCAGCAUUCCCCUCAGCACCCCAUUGCCAUUAAUUCUCCUGUCUAGUGCUGAUCAAGUAGAAUGAAAGCAGAAUAGUUGAAUUUGACAGCCUUUUUUUAUCAUCUCAGCCAAGUCAUUUUUUCUUUUUUACUUUUUGUUUCUCAGCAUCAACAAAAACAUCUUAAUAUACUGGACAACCAUGAGACAAUAUCUGAUCAAACAUGAGCACAGAGCCAGUUCUGUGGCUUAUAGGGCUGCGACUAAUUAUUCGCUCUUAAAUGAUUUUUGAUUAAUGUACUAAUCCUUCUACAAACUGUGUGAAAAUAACAGAAAAAUUCUCAUCUCCAUUUUACAAAGCCUGCUUAGAUGGUUUUAAACAGCCUAUUGGCUUAAUACAGUGUGAAUGGUAAAAACCAGAGACAAAGAAAACAGCACAUUUUCACAUAAACAGUCAUAUUUGCUAGAGAAAUUACCUAAUGACCUAUUUAUGUCUGAUUAAAUGCUGAGACUUACUUACUGGUUUACCAAAAUUUUAUAUAUAUAUAUACAUAUAUGCACACAAACACACACAUAUUUUUCAUAUGAGAAUAGAGACUCUGUUUUCAUCUAUUUUUAUCUUUAUUCCUAGCCAUCAUGUCUGCGCUUGAUAGUGGAAAUAUUUUAUUCUGUCAUGAUCAGCUGUCCAAAAACAGUCUGAAGUAUUUUUCAUCUGUGCUCUGUGUCUGUUUGCAGGAGUUGAUAUUGUUUUCAUCACCCAAACUACACGACAUGCAGGCAACAAAAACCGGAGAUUUUUUUUAAAGUAAUAUUUUAAUGCCUCCCAGAAAAGCUGAAGGAGGACAUCAUAUCUCCAGUUUAUCAGUUUAUCUGUCAUGACACCACACAAAUACCACACCUAGAAAGUCUGAAGUCUAAUGCAUUGCGCCACAUAAAUGGAAUUUAAUAUUUCACCGGCCACAUAAUUAGGUAUACCAGUUUAACUGCCCGUAAACACAAAUAUCGAAUCACCCAAUCACAUGGCAACAACUUAAUGCGUUUAUGGUCAAGACAACCUGCUGAACUUUAGAGGAUCCGAAUGGGGAAGAGAGGAGAUUUAAGUGAGUUUUAAUGUGCUGUGGUUGUUUGUGCCCAACUGGCUGGUACGAAUAUUUCUGCCGGGAUUUUCCCACAAACCCUCUCCAGGGUUUACAGGGAAUGGUCCAUAAAAGAGAAAAUAUCCAGUGAGCGGCAGUGCUCCAGAGAUCAAAGAAGAAUGGCCAGACUGCUUUGAGCUGAUCCGAAGACAACAGUAACUCAAAUAACCACUUGUUACAACCAAAGUAGACAAAAGAUUAUCUCUGAAUGUAGCACAAAUGGAAAAAUGAAGCAACUGGACUACAGUGUGGACCACACUGUGUGUCAUUCCUGUGAGCUGAGAAUGAGAAACUCAGACUACAGUUCAGACGGAAACAUGUUGCCUGGUCUGAUGAGUCUUGAUUUUAAUUGCAACAUAUGGAUGGUAGAGUCAGAAUUUGGCAUGAACAAGCUGAAUGGCUCCAUCGUGGCAGCAGUUUAGGUUGGAGGUGGUGAUGUAAUUGUGUGGGGGUUAUUUUCCCAGAAUAUUUUGAGCCUCUUAGUACCAAAAUGAGCAUUGUUUAAAUACCACAGCCUACCUGAUUAUUGUUGCUGGCCCUUUUUGACCACAGUGUACUCUUGUUCUGAUGGCUGUCACAAAGCUCAAAUUAUCUCAAAUGUCCUGCACAGUCACCAGAACUCCAUGGCCAGUGAGUGUGCAUUUUAAACCUGAGUAUGAUUGUGUGUGGUGUGUUAAACAAGCUCAUCUUUGUUCUAUUUUGUAGUACUCGGGUCUCUCUUGCAAAAGAGAAAUUAAAUACAGUACCUGAUUAAAUGAACACACGUCAUGUUUUCAUCAGUCUGAGCAACCAGCCAUUCAGUGCCAGCUGAACAGAUAGGUGGCAGGAGUGGGUAAGCAAUCUCUUCAAAAUUCCUUCCCUCUCAAAACCCCCCAAAACAGCAGCUGCUUCCCUCACCCAGCCUUCUCUGAUUGCAGUCUUCUGGCAGGCUCUGAUGGCAAACACACACCUGCUCACACUGACCUCCAAUUUAUCUCUUGUACGCCUGCCUGCCACAACUGUAGGGAUUAACAUGUCUGGAAUAGGGGUUUAAGUGAGAGGGAGGAUGGCGGCCUCUUAGUCUGACAUGCAUGUCCCGUCCCUCACUUGUGGCAUUGAGUUUGUGUGCACAGCUGGCUAAUUCCCUGCCUCUGUGCAUGCAAACAGCCUGGAGGUUUCUGUGCAAUAUUGUGCGAAAGAGAAACUGAGGCUGAAGAUCCAAAGUGUGCAUCUCAUAAAUGUUAAAGCCCAAGGCAACUUGGGGUUGGAGAUGGAAUAAAUAUUUCUACCUAACAUUCAUUAAACACAACAGAUGUCUGAGUCUGUCAUCAGGUCCUGGUUUAAAUGCUGUAAUAUUCAGAUGGGUCACCUAGUCCCCACCGAAAUGUCUCGUAAAAUAACCAAAAUAUUUACAUCUUUGUGUUCUUUUCACAAUCAGGCUUUUACAAAGACUUGGUUUUGUGCAUUUAAACACUGUAUAGGAGCUUUGGAAGACAAUGUUAAAAUGGGAAUCCAAUUUAAAUGUCGCUACUCAGGUUGUGUAAAAAAGUUGUCUAACGCCUCCUGUGAUAGUGAACCUGAGAGCAUCCCUUAAUGAUGCAAUCAGGUGACAUGUUUGUGUGUGUCUGUGUGAUAAAAGAUACUAUGGAAACGCAAUUAACAGAUUCAAGUUAAAAUGUCUCCGUCUGUCACUGAUUUUGAAGACCUCUUCCCUGGUGACACUUUGACAUAGGCACAAAACUACAACAGCAAGACUUUGACCCUGAAACAAAGGUAUCUUAACUGAACUAAAGGUUCAUUUUAUUAUUUACAACUCUGUAAGAAAGCCAUUUAUGUACUGAAUACUUCUUCUCGCAGGGUACUUGUAUGUCAUGGAUGUGUGUGUAUACGUUAUGUGGUUCCCUAAAAUGCUGUCUGGCUCUGAGGUGAUCACAGGUGUUCAUUCCUCCAAGCUUAUCUGAUGGAUUAACAGCUGCCGUCACCGCAUAAUCGUCGACACCCACCACAUCUGACAUUACACACAUUCUGAUUCUGAUAUGACAGCCGCUCGCGCACACGCACACAUGAACACAUACACAGACAGACACAGUGGAAGACACACAUUUUUCCGUUUACACACAGAGAAUUAUUGGAUAUUGCUGAAGGGAUGGAGCCGUUUCUUCCAACCUUCACAACUGUGCUCAUAAAAAUAUAGCUUAACAGUAGGCAAGCUUCUGUCUGAUAAAAACAAAAUAAAAUUCGAAUAGAAACACCCUUCAAAGCAGAGAGCAGCUAAGCGCUAGACAAAAGCCAGAAAAAUGUGGGAAUAUUUGUUUGAUUUUUACAUGCUGCAUUGCCGCUGUCGUUAUUAUUCAUAUUCCUCCCCAGGGAGGCUUGUUUGAAAAAUGGGACUGAAGCAGCCCCCCCUCCCCUUAAUGUCACCGUCUCACUCUUAGACUCACAAACACCCACGCGCACACUUGUUUGGAGUCUUAUUGGGGAAGUACAGCCAGGCUGCGUCUCCCUCCCAUCCCUCCUGCUCCUCCUCACUUUCUUCAUCUCCCUCCCUCCCAUUUUUUCCCCCCUUCACUCUUUCUCCCCAAAACAGGGUGAUCCAGCUCGUCUCCUCUCUCCGUCACGCGGGUAAUCAGCCUCUGCUAUUUCAUUUGGCUCAGUAAUGAAAGCAAUCCCAGUGCUUUUCACUGCAGCGCAGCCCAAAUAAUGAGGACUGCCUCACCCCUCCUCAGCCACACCUCACCCCUAGUUCUCACCCUCUCCCUCCCAACCCUGCUGUUAAUGGAUGAAGGAAAGCAAGUGUGUGUGCGUGUGUGUUUGAGUAUGUGAAGCACGCAAUCUUGCCAAGUCCUUUGUGCCUCUUUUCUCCUGCUGCAAAGGAGCCUAUUGUACAUAAUUUCAUCAGCAAUGCUCUUAAUCAGAAUAUUUUGGAUGGUUUUUUUCCCCACCUACAUUAGUGGUUCCUAACCUUUAUUACACGCGACUAACAGCGAUGUGUUAGAACUACUCACAGGAUGCACAUCUAAGCUGUAAGCAGUUAGUCUGUUAUUUCCCAUUCCCCAGUAGCUUUUCCAAAGGAGGUAAAUUGCAAACAAACAAAGAAAAUUGUAUUUCAUAAUAAGAAAAUCAAAAUGAGUAAGAAAUUAAAAAAAAUGUUGCAAAGCAGAAAUCAGAUUUUUAUUGUUUCCAAAUCUUCCACAUUUCUUCCCCAGGUCAGGAACCACUAAUCGUGAUUAAAAAUAUACAAGACAACCCUUUAAAAACACUGGUUUGAUUACAGGGUAAUGCAGAGGUUAUAGAGUGCAACCUAACAUCUUUGGCUCCAUUUUUAAA
Molecule: messenger RNA, 10718 nt
Organism: Oreochromis niloticus (Nile tilapia)
Lineage: Eukaryota; Metazoa; Chordata; Actinopteri; Cichliformes; Cichlidae
Gene: s1pr3a
Product: sphingosine-1-phosphate receptor 3a
Exons: 2
Coding region: 564-1763 (399 amino acids)
Biological process (GO): G protein-coupled receptor signaling pathway
Cellular component (GO): membrane
Molecular function (GO): sphingosine-1-phosphate receptor activity
Source: RefSeq, a predicted model, not a curated record